Messenger RNA from Caenorhabditis sp. 36 PRJEB53466, 1034 nucleotides. The record is from the annotation of a GenBank genome assembly. Lineage: Eukaryota; Metazoa; Nematoda; Chromadorea; Rhabditida; Rhabditidae.
AUGUCGGGGAAAAUAAGUGAAGAAGCAAUGGCAGAGCAGGAGGAACGGGCGGAAUACGUGAAGAACAUCGGCAUCGAGUACAGAUUCGGUUGCUACGAGGUAAAAGAGCCUGGAGACGUAAAAGUGAAGAGAAGGAAUUCAGGAGAAACGGCCAGAAUCGUGUCAGUUGCUCGGAGAAUAUAUGGAAGCUCUUCAACAGAAUUUCUCUGCCGCUCUCGCCAUUUUCAAGAAGAACUGUGACGAAAACAGUUACCCGAAGUCGUGCUUCAAAUACGGAAUGUACAUGCUGGCAGGAAAAGCCGACGAAACGAGCCUUUCGAAGAUGAUCCGUCCGAUGACGGUGGCUUGCGAAGCAGACAUUCCCCAGGGUUGCAGGUACUUGUCACUUGUGCACUGGAACGGAGAGAAAGGGCGGAAAGCGGACUCGGCGAAGGCGGAGAAGUACAUGAGGAAGGCGUGCGAGCUGGAGGACGGCGAGGCGUGUUGGCUGCUGAGCACCUGGUACAUGGGCAACAAGGAAAAGUUCAAGACCACCGCUUCCGGAGAAGCCAAGGUAGGCCGUGUCAGAUUUUGCUUCAUGGUCUACUGGAAAUCGUGUUCGAGUUAGGAUUGAAACAAUUUGCCUCCCCGGCCCCAUUCUUAUUUUCUCUCUUUUUCGGUCACUGGACUGUCCCAUGGCCCUUACAAGUAUGUGAGGAAUGUUGAAAACAUGAAAGGAUUAAAAUCGUAUCGAUAACACAAGACAAGUGACGUCGUCACUUCUUCGUUUUACGAACAUCAUAAUCGUAAUAUUUCAGGAGCUCGACCGAUCGGAACUCGGCCAACUCUCUCGGGACAUGGAGAAAAGUCUGGAGUUUGCGAGACGUGCGUGCGACUUCGACAUCCCGCAGAGCUGCGCAAACGUGUCCCGGAUUUUCAAACUGGGCGAUGGCGUGCCGAAGGAUCUCGACGAGGCGAAAAAGUAUGCGGAUCGAGCAAAAGAGAUCAUGGAUGCGAUGCGGUCGAAAGACACGAGCGCUGGGUUCACUGGAUGA